GACUUUCGCACUCGUGAGUGUCUAUCUCCAUCCGAGACUGCAUGUUCCCUUCUCGCAAUGCGACGAUACGAUUAACUCGACUUGCCAGCUCGUUUACACGGCAUCGCUUACCCCAUCUGAUAGCGACCUCUAAACGCGUCGAGUCAGUCAAGAAAGGCGCGCUUUACUGCUGCUUCAGAUCUCUCUCAACUGCCACUAUGUCCAUCGAAAGCUUCACUCAGUCGCUUGCGGGCCUAUCAAUUCAGCCGCAUGCCGUCGUCUCGCAUGGCGAGACGAGCUCUCCGGCCGCGUGGCGGGAGGCCCUAGAGGCGAGCUCGUCUGCGCCGAAAUCGUUCGAGCUGAUCAAAACGCUGGUCUACAAGCCUAAGACGGCGAAGACGGCGACCCCUGUGCCGCUGGUCGUCAUCGCGCGAGAGAACACGGAUGUUGUCUCCAGUGCAGUGGGCAAGAAGCUCGGGCUGAAGGACCUGCGUUGGGCGUCGGACGACCUGCUGAACGAGUUUCUCUCGCUCGAUAAGAACUCGCUAUCCCCACUCGCCCUGACAGAGCAGACGUACCCAAAAGUCACCACCGUGAUCGACACCAGCAUUAUCUCCUCCUCCACCCCCUUCGCCGUCCGCGGCUUGUCCUCGAGUUCAACUCUCUUCCUGUCCGGCAAGGACAUCCAUGCGUACCUGAAGCGACUCUCGAGCGAACAGGCUCCGCUGCACGAGUUUGACUUUGAGGCUAUCAAGGUUGAAGUGGAUGGCCCUGCCAAGGCUGCUCCCGCGAAGAAGGAGAAGGAGGAGGCAAAGAUUGAGGGCGCGAUUCAAGUGGCGAUCGGCAUCAAAAAGGAGGUGGACUUUUCGGCCUGGUACACGAAUGUCUUGAUCAAAGCAGACAUGUUGGAUUACUAUAACGUCAGCGGUUGCUACAUACUCCGCCCGUGGUCAUAUAGCAUCUGGGAGGUCAUCCAAGAUUGGUUCAACGCGCACAUCCGCGACAUGGGCGUGCAGAACGCGUAUUUCCCGAUGUUCGUAUCGGCAAAGGUGCUUGAGCGCGAGAAGGACCACAUUGAGGGUUUCUCCCCCGAAGUGGCUUGGGUAACGCGCGCUGGAAGCUCCGAGCUCGAGGAGCCGAUUGCUGUCCGUCCGACAUCGGAGACUGUCAUGUACCCGUACUACGCGAAGUGGAUCAAGAGCCAUCGCGAUCUCCCUCUCAAGCUUAACCAGUGGAACAAUGUCGUGCGCUGGGAGUUCAAGAAUCCCCAGCCAUUCCUGCGUACACGUGAAUUCCUGUGGCAGGAGGGCCACACCGCACACCUGACGAAAGCUGAGGCCGACGUCGAGGUCCGCGAGAUCCUGGACUUGUACAGGCAGGUGUACGAGGACCUCCUUGCAGUUCCGGUCAUCCAGGGUGUCAAGUCCGAGAAGGAGAAGUUCGCAGGCGGUCUGUACACGACCACCGUCGAGGGAUUCGUCCCGACCACUGGACGCGGCAUCCAGGCAGGCACGUCCCACUGUCUUGGCCAGAACUUUUCGCGCCCGGAGAUGUUCAACAUCUUCGUCGAGGACCCGAAUGACCCGACCGGCCAAGGCAAGACAUACGUCUGGCAGAACUCGUGGGGCUUGUCGACGCGUGCCAUCGGUGUGAUGGUCAUGAUUCAUGGAGACAAUCAGGGUCUCGUGCUGCCUCCCCGUGUUGCUUCGAUCCAGGUCAUCAUCGUGCCGUGUGGGAUCACGGCGAAGGCGACGGACGAGUUGCGGAAUGCCAUCAACACGAAGUGCGAGGAGCUCGCGACCCGUCUCAAGAAGGUGGGCAUCAAGGCAAAGGCAGAUCUCCGUGAAGGUUACACUCCCGGCUGGAAGUUCAACGAGUGGGAGCAAAAGGGUGUUCCGCUCCGUCUCGAGAUUGGGCCUGCCGACCUCACGAAGCAGCAGACGCUCAGCGUGCGCCGCGACACGGGUGUCAAGGCUCCGCUCCCUCUGGCAGACAUCACGUCGUCUGUGCCGAAGUUGUUAGAUACGAUCCAGGCAGAGAUGUUCAAGCGUGCGCAGGACACAUAUUUCUCGCGCCUGAGGAAGGUCACACGCUGGGAGGACGUUGUGCCGACGCUCGACGACAAGUGCGUCGUCGUCAUGCCGUGGUGCGAGGAGGAGUCGUGCGAGGACGACAUUAAAGAGCGCAGUGCGCGGUCAGCGGAGCCUCAAGAUGAACGUGCGCCGUCUGCGGGAGCGAAGUCGCUCUGCAUUCCGUUUGAGCAAUCGAGGUGGCCAGCGAUUGAGCCUGGCAAGACGAAAUGCGCGGCGUGCGGUAAGGAUGCAAAGAGGUGGACGAUGUUCGGCCGCUCGUACUGAUCCGGCGGGGGAUGAUUGCACGACUUUCGCGGGAACUGUGAAUCUUGAAGUUAAAGGUUACGAACGUAUGUAGCAUACCCUGCUUGAUAGGUUGCAACGGAUUGUGUUAGUGUCUUGUGCA
Laetiporus sulphureus 93-53 is the source of this 2457-nucleotide messenger RNA. Its product is annotated as prolyl-tRNA synthetase. Gene Ontology annotation, molecular function: aminoacyl-tRNA deacylase activity; ATP binding; proline-tRNA ligase activity. The record is from RefSeq and is a predicted model, not a curated record. Gene Ontology annotation, biological process: prolyl-tRNA aminoacylation. Lineage: Eukaryota; Fungi; Basidiomycota; Agaricomycetes; Polyporales; Laetiporaceae. Gene Ontology annotation, cellular component: aminoacyl-tRNA synthetase multienzyme complex; cytoplasm. The transcript has 8 exons. Bases 198 to 2336 code for a protein of 712 amino acids.